Messenger RNA from Funneliformis mosseae, 830 nucleotides. The record is from the annotation of a GenBank genome assembly. Lineage: Eukaryota; Fungi; Glomeromycota; Glomeromycetes; Glomerales; Glomeraceae.
CAAAUUUAUUUGAUUUAAUUAUUAUUGAAGAAAAAGAACAGAAUGAAUUAGAAAAUUUAUAUGAUAUAGAUAACAAUAGAGAUGUAUUAUCAGAUGAAAUAGAAUUAGAUCCUCAAUUUAUUUUAUAUAUCUAUAGUAGUAGUAUUGAUUUCACCAACAAUGAUGUUAAAACAAAUGUUGCGACUUUAAUUGCGGCUGAUGAACUGUGCCUUAACAAUCUGUGUGAUUCUAUUGAAAAUUAUCUUCUGGACAAUAAAGAAUCAUUAAAGAAGAAUUUUAUUCUCAUACAAAAUGUUGUAUCUCAAAUUACUCAAUUGAAUAAAUUAAACCGAUUCUGUAAGAUAGUUACUCGAAAUGAUGCCUUCAUAAUCUUCAAAGCUGAUGAUUUCACAACAAUGAAACAAGAAAUUCUUAUUGAUCUACUUGAGAAAAACAAAAAAAAGUAUUCUGAGAAUUCUAUUUUAAUUUGGGAUAAAUUAAUGGAAUGGAUUAUUGCGCAAUCUGAUGAUGAAUUACCGUUGGAUACUACAAAAUGGACUCUCGACGAAAUCUCAACAUUUAGAACAAUGAUUCGACCAUUUUUGCCGCUUAUAAAUUUUGAAACAAUUAGUCCCAAAGAUUUCUUUCAGAAAAUCAAACCAUUCAAGAAUUGUUUUGACCAUGAUUUCUAUAUUCAAAUUCUUGAAUAUUAUUCAUUUAGUAACAAUGACGUAACAGUAAUUCAUUCAAAAUCAAGUUUAGAUUCUAAGGUUAUUAAUUCUAAAAAAGGUUCCUUAUCUCGUAAUUCAAUCAAAUCAAAGAAACAAGAUAGACUUGAUCAAAUUAACUGA